CCCCCAAGGACCAGAGGCGGUCCUACAGUCGGGCACAUCGCUACCUGCAGGGCGGCCUGGAGACGCUGGUGCCGGGUCCUUCCGGGACGCUCGGCUGGCCCCUCUCCGCCCACCGAGUCCGAUGGCGGUGGCGGCGGCGGCGGCGGCGCUGAGGGACACUCCUCAGGGCAGUGUGACCUUUGAGGAUGUGGCUGUGUACUUCUCCUGGGAGGAAUGGGCUCUCCUUGACGAGGCUCAGAGAUGCCUGUACCACGAUGUGAUGCUGGAGAACUUUGCACUUACAUCCUCACUGGGCUGUUGGCACGGAGUAGAAGAUAAGGAAGCACCUUCUGAACAGAGCAUUUGUAUAGGAGUGUCACAGAUCAGGACUCUCAAGGCAGAUUCGUCUCCCCAGAAGGGCCAGCCCUUUGAGAUGUGUGGCCCAGUCUUGAGAGAUAUUUUGCACUUUCCUGAGCACCAGGAAACACAUCUAGGGCAGAAACCAUACACAUGUGGAAAUCGAUUCUAUAUCUCUGCUAACCUUCAGCAAUACCAGGGGCAACACAUUGGAGAAAUACCCAUCAGAAGUGCUGUGGACACAGCCUUGAUUAUAAACAGCUGCACAACCCAUGUGUCUGGGAAACCCACUGUCUAUGGGGAGACUGGGAACGACUUCUUUGUCAAUGUGGGAUUUUUCCAUCAACAGGUCAUUCACACUGAGGAGAAGCCAAACAAUAGUAAUGAGUGUGAAGCUGUCUCUCACAAUGGAAAAAGGCAUGAGAACUGGGAAGAAGGCAACAAAGCCUUCCACUGCACAGAUACACUUGUUGAGGACCAACGAGUCCUUACUAGAGAAGGGCUUUAUGAGUGCAGCAAAUGUGGAAAAGCCUGUACUCGAAGAUGUAACCUCAUUCAGCACCAGAAAGUCCACACUGGAGAAAGGCCUUAUGAAUGCCAUGAAUGUGGAAAAUUGUUUACCUACCUCUCCAGCUUCAUUAUACACCAGAGAGUUCACAGUGGAGAAAGACCUUAUGAAUGCAGCGAAUGUGGGAAAUCGUUUAGCCAAAGCUAUAGCCUCAACAGCCAUAGGAAAGUUCACACAGGAGAAAAACCUUAUGAGUGCAGGGAAUGUGGGAAGUCUUUUAGUCAAAGAUCUAAUCUCAUUCAGCAUCAGAGAGUUCACACUGGAGAAAGGCCUUAUGAGUGCAGUGAAUGUGGGAAAUCUUUUAGCCAAAACUUUAGCCUCAUUUACCACCGGAGAGUUCACACUGGAGAACGGCCUCAUCAGUGCAGUGAAUGUGGAAAAUCCUUUAGCCGAAGCUCUAGCCUCAUUCACCACAGAAGACUUCAUACUGGAGAGAGGCCUUAUGAGUGCAGUAAAUGCGGGAAAUCCUUUAAGCAAAGCUCCAGCUUUAGCUCACAUCGGAAAGUCCACACAGGAGAAAGGCCUUAUGAGUGUGGGGACUGCGGAAAAUCAUUUAGCCAUAGCUCCAACCUCAAGAAUCACUGGAGGGUUCACACUGGAGAAAGGCCUGUUGAGUGCAGUGAAUGUGGGAAAUCAUUUAGCUGUAAAUCUAACCUUGUUAAACACCUGAGAGUUCACACUGGAGAAAGGCCUUAUGAGUGUGGGGAAUGUGGAAAAUCGUUUAGCCAAAGUUCCAGCCUCAUUCAGCACCAGAGAGUUCACAUUCGAAAAAGGUCUGAGUGCAGUGAAUGUUGGAAAAAAACGUCUCAGUCCAGCUCUCUCAAUAACCAUGGGAAAAUCCACACUGCAGAAAAGCCAUAUCAGUGAAAGGAAUAUGAUAAACCUUUCACCUGUAAGUACUCUUUCAUUGAACAUCAGAGAACUCAUACUGGAGAAAGGCCUUAUGAGUGUAAAGUAUGUGGGAAAUCAUACACUUUUCUGCCUGGCUUUCAUUCCCAUAGGAAAAUCCAUCUUGGAGAAAUUUACGAGUGCAGUGAAUGUGGGAAAUGUUUUAUUGGUAGUUCAAACCUUCAUUGUCAUCAGAGAGUUCACACUGGAGAAAAGCCUUAUGAAUUUCCCAAAUAUGGAUGGCUGUGA
This is a messenger RNA of Budorcas taxicolor (takin), 2041 nucleotides long. Its product is annotated as zinc finger protein 211-like. Lineage: Eukaryota; Metazoa; Chordata; Mammalia; Artiodactyla; Bovidae. Gene Ontology annotation, biological process: regulation of DNA-templated transcription. The record is from RefSeq and is a predicted model, not a curated record.